Messenger RNA from Lytechinus pictus (painted urchin), 3078 nucleotides. RefSeq lists its product as uncharacterized. The transcript has a single exon. The record is from RefSeq and is a predicted model, not a curated record. Gene Ontology annotation, molecular function: aspartic-type endopeptidase activity. Gene Ontology annotation, biological process: proteolysis. Lineage: Eukaryota; Metazoa; Echinodermata; Echinoidea; Temnopleuroida; Toxopneustidae. The coding region runs from base 1 to 3078 and encodes 1025 amino acids.
AUGGAUACUACUGAGAGCUUGAAGAUUAAGAGAAGGACGGCUAAGGGCAAGCUGACAAGAAUGGAGAAAGCCCUUAACUUCCAGAUGGAGCAGCACCGUCCAUCAUCAGAGGUAAACGAGGCCUUUGAAUCAUACAAAGCAGCAUAUGAUCAAGUAAAUGAUGUGCACGAGAAGUACACAGCAACCAUUUUGGAUGACACCCAGUAUGAAGCAGAGGAGAAAUGGUUAGACAUAAUUCAGGAAUCCUUCUUGAAUAGGCAAAUGGAGGUGACUGACUAUAGCAAAGAUGAUGUAGAGUCAAAUAGUCCAUUGGAUGAAAUUCAGAUGAUGCAAGCUUCUAGUGUGUCUCCAUUGUCAUCCAUUGUCAAGUUAGAGAAAACUAAGUUACCAAGGUUUACUGGAGAUGUUCGUGAUUAUCAUAUUUUCAGGGAAGACUUCAUCCAUAUGACAGAAGGCAGAUAUACCAAGAGAGAUAUGAUUAGUUUACUCCGAUCCUGUCUUCAAGGAAAGGCCCAGGACAUGAUAAGAGGUAUCGGUGAAGAUUUUGACUCAGCUAUUGCAUAUCUCGACUCAAUAUAUGGGGAUCCUAGAUUUGUCGCAGACGCAGUAGUCUAUGAUUUAAACCAGUUCAAGGGUUUAAAAUGUGGAGAAGAUGCCAGGUUCUGCGAUCUUGUCCAUCUAGUUCGCAGAAGUUAUCAUUGUCUACAAGCAGUGAAUCGUCCACAAGACAUGGACAAUAGUCAAGUUCUUGCUCUCAUUGAACGGAAGAUGCAUGUCGAUGAUAGGAGAGUAUGGUUCCGGCACUUGGAGCAAGAUGGAAAGCCAGCAUGUUUAAGUUACCUCAUAGAGCGGAUGACAUCUGAGAUGAAGUCUCGAAUGAGAGCCACAGCCCCAGUGCGUGCUGAAGAGAAGAAAGCCGGAAAAGUGUUUCAAGUCAGCAGUGUCCAGAGUAAUUCUGCUAAGCCAGAUGUUAUGUUCUUCAAGUGUUGGCUUUGCAUGACAUCAGAUCAUUGGACUGACCAGUGCAAAAAGCUUCUUAGCAUGACCCAGUCUGACCGUUUGAAUGUGGCUAAGAAGAAUCAAGCCUGCUUCAGCUGUCUUAAGAAGGCGGGCAAGGAUCAUAGAAUGAAUACCUGCAAGAGAAGAAGGCAAUGCAGUGAAGUGACUGGAGGUCAGCAAUGCAGAUACUUCCAUCAUCCUCUCCUUCAUAAGUCAGAAGAACAGAGUAACACUGUGGGUGUAGCUAUCACCACCAAUACAGAUACACUGUUGCCAGUUGUUACUGCUGAGAUAGUUUCUUUAAGUAAACAGGAACGGAUUGAAGGAAAUGUACUACUCGACUCCGGAUCACAGUUAAGUAUCGUACGACAGGAAGUAGCUGACAGACUGAGACUGAAGGGAAAGAAAGUCUCUGUCACUAUCACCAAGAUUGGCUGUGAUGAGGAGCAAGUCCAGACAGAGAUAUAUCGAUUCCCAGUUCAAGCUAUUGGUAGUAACCAAAGGCAUUAUGUGACCGCAAUAGGACUGCCACACAUCAGCAAUGAUAUUUCUGAGGUACCAUUGAAGGAAGAAUGUAAGAAGAUGCACUUAAGUCCCCAAGAAGUGCAUAGGAAGAGUGGUGCAAUUGAUUUGCUAAUAGGAUUGGACCAUGUACAGAUGCAUGUAGGUCAAACCAGACAGGGAAUUAAAUGUAUCGCCCGCAAGUCUCCAAUUGGAUGGGUGGUGUUUGGACCUCUCAGCACCAGACAGCAGUUACCAAGUAGAGUACUCCAUAUGCAGGUAACCCAAGUGACUGAUCUGACAGAAUUUUGGAGUACAGAGAGUAUGGGUGUUGAGUCUUCAUCCUGCCAGUGUUACCCACCCAAACUGAGUAAAGUAGAAAAAGAUGAAUACGAUGUUAUCAAUGCUUCCUGCCAGAAAGUAGGACGUCAGUGGAUGAUCCCUUAUCCUUGGAAAAGGGAUCCGAGUCAUCUACCUGAUAAUAAGAUGCAGGCAGAGAGGAUGCUUGCUGGAACUGAGAAGAAACUGGUCAAAAAUCCCGAGUAUGCAGAGGCCUACAGCAAGCAAAUGAAAGAGAUGACAGAUAUGGGGUUUUCAAGAAAGUUGACUCAAGAAGAGAUGAAGAACUAUCAAGGCCCGGUGCACUACAUUAGUCAUCAUGCCGUAGUCAGGCCAGAGAAGAAGUCUACCCCCUUACGAAUUGUUUUCAAUUCUUCCUCAAGUUUCCAGGGUCAUUGUCUUAACGACUACUGGAUGAAGGGACCGGAUUUGCUGAAGGAUCUGUUUGGAGUUCUGUUAAGAUUCAGAGAGAGACCUGUAGCCAUAUUAGGUGACAUAUCCAAGAUGUACCACCGUGUCCUCAUUCCAGAAGCAGACCAACACGUGCAUAGAUAUCUCUGGAGAGACUUGAAUGUGAAAGAAGAGCCAGAUGUAUAUGUGAAGAAAGUGGUAACAUUCGGGGAUAAGCCUGCCCCCGCAAUGGCCCAAAUAGCUCUCAGACGCACUGCAGAGGAAGGAAGAGGUGCGUAUCCGGAAGCUCCUAGUGUAAUAGAAAGGGACACUUACAUGGAUGAUAUAUGCACAUCAGUGUCUACCGUUGAGGAAGGUCGUAAUCUCACACACGACCUGGAUGAAGUGUUGGAUACUGGCGGUUUCAAGGUCAAAGGCUGGAUAUCAAAUUUCCCACUGAAGGAGGAGACGGUUCCUGAAUACCAGACAGAGACAAGUUUGCUGGAGAAUUUGACGGAAGAAAAGGUGCUUGGAGUUGUGUGGACCCAGCAACAAGAUGAGUUCUCUUAUAAAGUCAAAGGAGAGAACUUAACUCAGCCCAGUGAGAAGCAGAGCUCUGUGAUGUGGACGAAGAGACGAAUCUUGAGUCGCAUUGCUAAGGUAUUCGACCCGAUUGGUUUUGCUGCUUCUUUCUUAGUGAAAGCUAAGAUAGGAAUGCAACGGUUGUGGGAGAUUGGGGUCGGAUGGGAUGACGAGUUACCAGAGGAGAUAAGUGCGGAAUGGGAUAAACUCUUCAAUGAGAUGAAGGCUCUGAAUGACGUGAGGUUCCCGAGAAGUCACAGUCUGUAG